ACAAGCCCCUGACCGUCGGACACCGUCAUUUGUCGUCUCGGACUAGGGUUAGGGUUUGCAAUUUCCUCGCCACCAAUCAAGCACAAAUUUAGCAGCCUAUCUGUAACUCACAAAACCGUCGAACGAGUUCAGCCUUGUGGGUGUGCGUGGAGCGUAUUUUGACAGUAGGUUUGCGGGAGUGAUGCCUAGAAAAACUACGGAGCCGCCCAAGAAGCGGGCGAAGGUUGAACAGCCUGCAGGUGAACAUACCGCAAGCAUCCAGGAUAUUGGCCAAGUUCUGCGCACACAGAACCCAGAUACUUUGGAUAAAGCGUUGCCUACUUUGCGCUCGAAGCUGUAUCAACGGCCAGACGAGAUCAUAUCCCCCCAGGACGAGCGUCUUCAGCUGCUGAAAUCAUGGCUAGACGAGUCGCCUGGCGCUAGUGAUUUAUUCAAUGCUUGGGAGAGAGCGAGCCAGCUUCCUACGAUAGCCUUGUUGGUCACUAUAUUGUCUUCGGCCCUCACACUGCUAUCAUCUCAUUUGCCGUACCACUCGUAUGGUCUUCCACUUAUCCGGACGUCGUUGUCGACACACUGGAUCCGGCGGCUGAGCACUUACAUUGGUGGAUCACACAACGACGUUAUCCUUGCUACACUCAAACUUUUCAAUGCAAUAUCUACAUUUGGCGGUGGCCGCGAGAGGAAGGCUGUUUUCGAAGCUUUCCCUUGGGACAACAAGACGCUACCAAAAUUACUGCACAUGCGGCGUAGAAAUAAAGGCAUGGAUGCCAGUGUCAGCCUUUCCAAACCAGAUAUUCGCACACUUUACAUCCUGUUUAUCCUCUCAUUCGUGGAUAGAGACUCACCUUCUUCCGUCAAAACCGCCUUUUUGGAGCAGCGCCGGGAGUUUUUCUUGAGUAUCUUCAAGGGUCUUAAUCAAGAUCCCUAUCUGGUCAUUCAAAGGGUUCUGCAAGUAUCUUGGGACGGACUCUGGUCGGACCAGAAAGUCAAGCGAACACUGAAGAUCGGGGUCUUCGGCGAAGCUACUCUCUCUCAUCUCGUCAAAUUAUACGAUCGCGCUGUCCCUGAAAAAGAAGGCGAAAUUCACAUCCCCGCUGACGUUGUUCACCAUUUCUUACUGGCUAUCUGCUCUCGACCUGGCCAGGGAAUAUGCUUUGAAGACCGUGGCUGGUACUCUCGAGAAGCAGAAGAGAGUGUGCCUGAUGAUGAGGGAGGUACCACUGAACGCAAACGGGGUGGCUCGAGCAAAGUUCACAACAAGAUUUUGGCAAACUUUCUACCGACUCUGAAGGUCAACGAAGACCCUAGACAACAGGAGCUUGCUUUGAAAAUAUUCUUAGCAUCUCCCGAGCUGGUCGCAGGGUAUUGGUCGGCCGCUGCACUUACCUUGGAACCGAGACUGUCGUCCAAGUGGAUUAGCAAUAUUUCCUUCUCAGGGCAGGUAAUUUCUCAAGCGGUGCCCACUUCUUCAUUUCUUCUGUCUGGCACAGCUGAAUACAGUCCCAUUCCACCACCACUCUCGACCAUAAUGGCAAAUAUACUGCCGCCAGUUGGAACCAAAGCUCAUUUCACUAAGGGUUUACAGGUUGGGGCAGCUGGCCUUGUACAGCAUUGCACUGCACUCACUCUCGCCAAGUGCUUGAGAAAGCUGGCAGAGGUGGCCCGUAUCUUCGAAAGAAUAAUUGCUGUCCUAGAAGAGGAUGAGGAAGGAGGUCAGUGGAGCCAACGGCGGAAGGAAGUUGAAAAGGAGGCUAGGAGGCGAGUACCUGAAUUUCAGGUCAUCGUCGCCUUUUCGCAGCAACACAUAAGCUUGCCGAAUGCUCCAAACACUUCUAAACAUGCUCUGUUGAGUGAAAUUUCGCAAAGAGUGCUAUGGCUCUAUCAAGAAUGUCUCCCUGAUGUCGUGGCCGAAGCAAGAUUCGAAGUCGGCAAGUUAGUGCUUACUCUUGCUGAGGGAUCACUGAUGCCACUUCCUGAGGAUGGGAAGAGCAACACUACAGACCAGGUCCGGUCGCUUUCCCCAUUACAGAAAGUAAAACAGUUGCAUGUCUUACGUCUGCUAAACAAAAGUGACCAAUUCACAUGGAGUGGAAAGAUCGAAGCCUUGUCUACCACCAGUGUCUGUGCUUUGCAUACCACACUACACGAACUUCUACAACACGUCCUUGCUGCGAGCGUGCUUUUCCAGGAGGAUCCCGCUGAAGUGGAUUUAUGGUUAGUGUCGCUACCCUCGGGUAUCGUCUGUCGAGGACCGGGCACUGAGACGCCAGAUGGUGCACCGCUUACCGACGAAGUCGACAGUGUGGUGACCUUUCUCGAUGAAUGCACGCAACGAUGUUUAAAGACACCCUACCGUUAUAUGGAAGCGAUGGCCGGUCUUCUCCAGUCGAACGAUGCACCUAGUCCAGACGCUGCGUCUGUGGAUGCACAGGUCGAGGCAGUUGCUAGUCCGUUGUUGAUGACUGUUUUCGAGCAGAUCCAGGCAAAGAUAAACGGGCGGUUGAUGUCACCAUCUGAUGCCUUGUCAGUCUUCACCUUUGUCAGACGGUUGGUCUUCAAGCUAGCAAGCAAACAAGAAGAAACUGGGUAUCCUGAUAACUUUUUCGAGAACCACCCUAGUAUUAGAGGAGCCAUACGCCGUGAGCUAUCCAUCGCGACUGCUUGUCUCAAGCACCCAGAGACGGGGCCCUGCUCUAUCGCGAGGGGGAGAGCAGAUACCGGUGCUGUCGAGGUCUUCCUUGACCGCGUUGAACAAAUGCCUGUCCCCGAGAAUGAAAAUGCUCGAAUGACCGGUGCGUAUGAACUGGUUGAUUGGGUUCGUUUGGUAGACGUCCCUCCUACGCCCACGGACAUAUCCCGCCUAGCACUCGUCAUCUGUCGCUUCCACAAGCCUACGCUCAAGGCUCUGGUGGACGUUUUAUCCCCUUCGGAAGGCCAGUUGUGGGAGUCGAACAUUCUGGAGGUCCUAGAGGAAGCUCACGUUGAAGUUGACUUUGAUUGGUUAUUCGUCCAUUGCUCCAGCGUGCAAUUCGGGGAUAGACAGUCUCGAACGAAACUGCUACGUGCGCUAUUCUCACAGAAAAUUACACUUUCUGACGUCGAGAGGGCGAUGCAGCUCGUGUUGCAUGGUAUCGUUGGUCCGGACGGCCGGACAGGCCUGACGAGGGAUCUGUUACUACUUCUUCUUGAACUAUUUAGCGGAGCGCCAGCCAGCCUUGGAAGUCAGGACGUGCUAAACCUUGAAAGCGACGAAGUUCACGAUGCCCUUCAGAAUUUCAUACAAGUGGCGUUCAACCCCUCCAGUUUGGAUGACAAGAAGGCUUUGGCCCCAGUAGCUGCUCAGUGGGCCGAUUCUGUGAAGGAAAUGCUUUCGUCUGGGCAACAUGACAAGCUGAGGUUGGCUAAACCAUGGAUUAGGUUCAUGGAACUGUCGGAGCUCCAUGCUGCAUUAGAUCUGAUCGAAACCUCCCAAGAACAUGGCCCCGUCAUUCAUGAGUUUUUGGAGGAGCUUCUCUCUGCGGUGAAUCAAUCACAGUCAUCCAACAACGAGAGUCUCGCGGAAUUUCCAAUCGCACGGUUGCUGGGUCUACAGAAACAGUUACCUGAGUCUCCUCUCUUAGAGGGCAUGAUCGCAAAGUCUUUGGCAUCUCAGCUCCCGGUUGUUCAUGACGGUGUUCUAUCUGCCUCGCUAUGCUUCGAGGGACUGGCGUCGUUGCGUCUGCCACGACACAAUCACUUAACCUCUCUUCCACCCGAUUUGAUUUCGCAGUUUCUAGGGAGAGAAACGUGGUCAGACUCCACAGCUCAGAUAGUCGCCAUGCUGCUUUAUGCACGAGCGUCUUCUUCCGCCGCUGUCGUCCAUUGGCUGAACAACAAGAAAUAUGAUCGACUCUCUGCCGAUCACCUUGCCAUAACAUUCGCGGCGUUCCUUGAUUGCCCUGAAUCUGACAGGGACCAGGUGAUCCAACUGGAUGAUGACAUAUUCUGCGGACUUCUGGAACAACUCCUUUCUGAGUGGCCGGGUCCUGGCGAGCGGAGAUUACGACGUCUUCAGUGCGUAUGUUAUGCCUUGCAGCAAGAUUCUCAACGAAGGCAUCACUUGUCAACAUUGCUGCAGCAAAAGUUGCGCGUUUUCCCACUGGAAAGUUUCUCAUUCGAAGCUAUGUACAUCGUGCGCCGCGUUUUGGCGGUCGCCAGUCUCGUGGAUCGUGUUCUCCAGUGGGCUGUUCGAUACAUCUCCAACAGUGACCAUGAUCAUUACUCUCGGAAUGCUCUCGAGCUUCUCACAAAUGUCUCCAAAACUAACCUCAAACUUAAAUCACAUCUAGUUGAACCAUUGUUAGGUGUCAUCGUCAAAGCAGUUUCACUUUUGGAGAAUACCGAUCUUAAGCCUGUCGUUGUCAACAGACUGUUGCAGAACAUCAUGCAGCACGAGAAUUUCUUCAAGUUUUUGGGUAAAGAUGGCUCACCAUCACAAAGAGACGGGAUAACCCGUUUGCUGGAUAGACUAUUCCGCCUUCAUCCCGCCAAUACGUGCCACCCAUCACACAUAGAACCACUCGUGCAGGUGUAUGGGGGAACCAUGUCUACUUCAGACCGGCGGCUGUUGUCUAUUAUGAGGCUCUUUGAGGCGGAAAAGCGUACCUCGAUUUCACCACAAAACUUGGAUCCUGUCAGGAUGCUGCGAACAUGUUUGUUCUUCCCUGGAUGGAGGCGGUUUGUGAAGGAGAAUCCGAACGACGAGCACAUGUAUGACCCAAUACUCGUCAUCGCCAUCUCUGCGCAGAUGCUCUCGGAGUCUCCGCCAACAACAGCAGCUUGCAUGGUUAGCUUGCUCAUACGCUGCCUGUCCUCGAAGGAUGUCAACAUACGAGAGGCGGCCGCAUGCCAGCUAGCCAUGGUUUCCGACGGUAUCCAGAAAUCGAGCAUGCAAGAGAAGUCUCAAGCUCUUUAUGUACUCCAGCUCCUCAGGAACGUGAUGAACCCCACUGCGGACAAUACGCCCAGGCGCCUCCCGACAUACGCGACGCUCAUAUUGCUCCACGCUCUCCGAGGGAUCUUUUACCCCUCCAACUUCAUAUACCCUCGCACGGCACGAUUCCUGCUACAACGCCCAGAGCUAGAUGUCACCGACGUACCGAUGUUGUUUAACAUGCUCUAUAGCAACUCGGAUGACUGGAAAAAGGAGCGAGGAUGGAUGAUCAGAAUGCUAGCAGAUGGUAUGACGAGCACCGAGGACUGGCGCGUUCUAAAGCGUCGGCACACAUGGGACCUCCUUGCCAGCUUGUUCCAGAGCUAUCAAAAGGACAAGGCGCUGCGAGCUGGGAUUCUUGAAGUUCUUGCGAAUCUUACAUGUAAUGCCCAAGCGUGUGGCUCUUUGAUACUCAAGUCUGCAUUGCUGCCAUGGAUCGAAAUACAGCUUAUGCACGGACACGAUGGAGAAACGAUAGCUUGGCUGAGGAUUUUAGAGAAUAUCGCAGUCAUCGCAGAUAUUUCCAAGUUGCGGCGUGCGAUGGGUGUGGAAUGGUUUACUAUCAUCUGUCGCAGCCUGAGCUGUAUUGUUCAAACGUCCGGGGACCGAGACAUCGGUACCCUGAGCCAAAUUGCAGCGGUCGUUUUGCGUUUGAGCUUGUUGGAAGGAACGGCGAAGCACUACCUCGAGCAGGUGUUGAGGCACGCUGUUACUUACCUCAAGAAAGUGGAAUCUCAAACCCGACUCCACACUCCCAUACAACCAGAGACAGCGUUUUUCUCGCCGCCAAAAAUUGCCAACCCACCUCAUGGUGCCCAAGGCCUGCAUCUUAUACCUACUGUGACGGACCCCUUUGGGGCAUGGGGGUUGGCUGUAGAAGCGCUCUGGCGUGCAGGCAUGGUUCUGGAUCACAGAGUUCCUGAGUGGGAUAUAUUAACAAGCAGAUUAUUGAUAUGGCGAGGGGCUGCAGGAGAUGAUGGUAGCCAGCUUGGGGAAUGGGUUAGAAAAGAAAGUAUUCGUGCCACACGAGCACAUUCAUGACCACUAGUGAUUGGAUGUGUAGCGCUACAGAUACGAACAAGACGCUCUCAUAUGCGAGGGUUCUUUCACAGUCUUGUUGCAUGCCUUGAAUGGCGAGCUAAGAUGUCGAUUACAGACUGACUUAACUUCUCUGGGGCAUGCUGAGGGACCAGGUGUCCUACACCAUUGAUACGGUGGACUGUUUCAAAACGCCUUCCAGAAUUAGGAUCCACAAGAGUAUCCUGUACUGAGCGCGGCAUCCAGUCGUUUUUGCCGCCAAAUAUAACACUGACAGGGAGGUAU
Pisolithus orientalis is the source of this 6295-nucleotide messenger RNA. Its product is annotated as ribosome 60S biogenesis N-terminal-domain-containing protein. Gene Ontology annotation, biological process: maturation of 5.8S rRNA from tricistronic rRNA transcript (SSU-rRNA, 5.8S rRNA, LSU-rRNA); maturation of LSU-rRNA from tricistronic rRNA transcript (SSU-rRNA, 5.8S rRNA, LSU-rRNA). The record is from RefSeq and is a predicted model, not a curated record. NCBI's taxonomy places the organism in Eukaryota, Fungi, Basidiomycota, Agaricomycetes, Boletales, Pisolithaceae. The transcript has 26 exons. The coding region runs from base 182 to 6013 and encodes 1943 amino acids. Gene Ontology annotation, cellular component: nucleolus.